AUGGGUAGUUUUGCUUAUUCAGAUCCAUCUAAUCGAUCAUCGCCUACAGAAUUAAAGAAUGUUAUAGUUGAGCGAAAGGACUAUGAAUCAAUCUCUUCACAAGCUCGUGAAUUGUUUAAUUAUCAAACAGUAUUUGAAUCGAAAAUUGAACGAGAAUGGCUAUUGAACAAUGUACGUAGUACAACUAUUCAGAUCAAAGUUGAUGAGAGUUUAUAUGAAGUGAAUAGUAACUAUGUUCUCAAUGAUCAACAGAAAUUCGUUCUCAUUCUUCAUGAAUUCGAUGAAACACAUAAUUGGACAAUUUGGACAAAAAUGAUAGAACCACUUAGUCGACGAUGUUCAUAUUCUGUAAUUCUUGUUGAUUUACCAGGUUUUGGUCAAUCAGAUGGUCGUGAUUUAAAUCAAGCUAGCUGGAAACGACAUGGACCAGAGAUUAUUGUUGCUAUUCUUUCGAGUUUUCAUAUCGAACAACCUGUUAAUAAUUAUACUUGCGACUUGUGGUAA
Molecule: messenger RNA, 504 nt
Organism: Rotaria sp. Silwood1
Lineage: Eukaryota; Metazoa; Rotifera; Eurotatoria; Philodinida; Philodinidae
Source: the annotation of a GenBank genome assembly